CUUCUCCGCGGGAGGAAGCAGCGCGGGCCUGACCGGCGUCUGCCCGCCGCUCCACCACCGCUACUGCCCCAGCCCGACUCCUCUGGCCCGGCCUGACCUGGUCUGGCCGGCCCGGGCUCUGCGGCCGUGGGGCCGCGGCUCCCGAUGGAAAUCAUAUGACAGACUUCUUGGGCAACAUCUACUAGAAAGAUCUUUGAAAUUACAGAAGACAAAAACACUAAUGCAUUUGAGAAAACGAUAAAGUUGGGGGGAGGGGAAAAGGCAUCUGCUUUCCUGACCUGCAACUUGGCUGGAUGUUAAGAUGUCUGUGGACAUGAACAGCCAAGGGUCUGACAGCAAUGAAGAGGACUAUGACCCAAAUUGUGAGGAAGAGGAAGAAGAGGAGGAAGAAGAUCCUGGGGACAUAGAGGACUACUAUGCGGGAGUAGCCAGUGAUGUGGAACAGCAGGGGGCUGAUGCCUUUGAUCCCGAAGAGUACCAGUUCACUUGUUUGACCUAUAAGGAGUCUGAGGGUGCCCUCCAUGAGCAUAUGACCAGCUUAGCCUCUGUCUUAAAGGUAUCCCAUUCCAUUGCAAAACUUAUAUUAGUUAAUUUCCACUGGCAAGUCUCAGAGAUACUGGACAGAUACAAGUCUAAUUCUGCUCAGCUACUCGUUGAGGCGCGAGUUCAGCCUAAUCUAUCAAAACACGUCCCCACAGCCCAUACCCCUCACCACUGUGCAGUGUGUAUGCAGUUUGUACGGAAGGAAAACCUACUCUCUCUGGCCUGUCAACACCAGUUUUGCCGAAGCUGCUGGGAGCAGCAUUGCUCAGUACUAGUCAAAGAUGGUGUUGGUGUGGGAGUCUCCUGUAUGGCUCAAGACUGUUCACUCCGAACACCAGAGGAUUUUGUGUUUCCAUUGCUUCCCAAUGAAGAAUUGAGAGAUAAAUACAGGCGCUACCUCUUUAGGGACUAUGUGGAGAGUCAUUACCAGCUCCAGCUGUGCCCUGGUGCAGACUGCCCCAUGGUUAUUCGGGUACAGGAGCCUAGAGCCCGCCGAGUGCAGUGUAAUCGGUGCAACGAGGUCUUCUGUUUCAAGUGUCGACAGAUGUAUCACGCCCCCACAGACUGCGCCACAAUCCGGAAAUGGCUCACGAAAUGUGCAGACGAUUCUGAAACGGCCAACUACAUUAGUGCUCACACUAAAGAUUGUCCCAAGUGUAACAUCUGCAUUGAGAAGAAUGGAGGCUGCAAUCACAUGCAAUGCUCCAAGUGUAAACAUGACUUCUGCUGGAUGUGUCUAGGAGAUUGGAAGACACAUGGCAGUGAAUACUAUGAGUGUAGUCGGUACAAGGAGAAUCCUGACAUUGUCAACCAGAGCCAGCAAGCCCAGGCCAGAGAGGCCCUCAAGAAGUACUUGUUCUACUUUGAGAGGUGGGAAAACCACAACAAAAGCUUGCAGCUAGAGGCACAGACAUACCAGCGGAUUCAUGAGAAGAUUCAGGAAAGGGUUAUGAACAAUCUAGGGACUUGGAUCGACUGGCAGUACCUACAGAAUGCUGCCAAGCUGUUGGCCAAGUGUCGAUACACCCUGCAAUACACCUACCCAUAUGCAUACUACAUGGAGUCCGGCCCCAGGAAGAAGCUGUUUGAAUACCAGCAGGCUCAGCUGGAGGCUGAGAUUGAAAACCUUUCAUGGAAAGUUGAACGUGCAGACAGCUAUGACAGAGGGGACUUGGAGAACCAGAUGCACAUAGCAGAGCAGCGGAGAAGAACCCUGCUGAAGGAUUUUCAUGACACCUAAGCUGAGCUGUGGAUGUGCCAGGGCGAGGAAGAUGUAGCUGUGAGGGCUCCUGGCUGCCGUACUGCAUGCUGCAGGCUCUGCCUUUCAUGACCCCAGGCAACAUCCAGGGCCCCACUCCUGAGAGACACUGGCAACACACCUUAGUUGAUGUUUUCUUCCAUCUUUUUGCUUUUUUGUUUCUACCAGGGUAGAGGCCAUGUUGAAUUAGCCUCUUCUAAGGACUUUUAAAUUCUCCCUGGAUGGUUGUUGGGAGGGAGGGAACGUUUUUUUCUGAAUGGCUAUUAAUAGUAUUAGAUCAUUACAACUUAUGUAAUUUUCAAAGUUGUACGAUUAUUUAAAAAAAAAA
Messenger RNA from Nannospalax galili (Upper Galilee mountains blind mole rat), 2129 nucleotides. It is a transcript of the gene Arih2, whose product is annotated as ariadne RBR E3 ubiquitin protein ligase 2. The record is from RefSeq and is a predicted model, not a curated record. NCBI's taxonomy places the organism in Eukaryota, Metazoa, Chordata, Mammalia, Rodentia, Spalacidae. Gene Ontology annotation, cellular component: ubiquitin ligase complex; cytoplasm. Gene Ontology annotation, biological process: ubiquitin-dependent protein catabolic process; protein polyubiquitination; positive regulation of proteasomal ubiquitin-dependent protein catabolic process. The coding region runs from base 302 to 1783 and encodes 493 amino acids. Gene Ontology annotation, molecular function: ubiquitin protein ligase activity; ubiquitin conjugating enzyme binding; zinc ion binding. The transcript has 16 exons.